AUGAAUAUUUUGGUAAUCAUUUUAAUGAACUAUUAUUCGCCUGAAGUGAACGGCGAUAAAGGGUUAGGCGUUAGGAGUAAUGAAUUCCGGAUCCAAUUCUUAACCCCUCGUCCUAUUGUCCGACAGUCGACAACACAUUCACCAGAAAUGGCAUUUGAAAUUUCAAACAACGAACUGACUGGACAUUUGGCUAAACAAGUGAACAUGGUCACAUUAACGAGUGAGGGAGGAGUAGAGGGACAAGUGGUUUCAUAUAUUCACAAUAUAAAGUACCAAGUUAAUGACAUUUGUGUCACUUUGAGGAAU
Messenger RNA from Medioppia subpectinata, 306 nucleotides. NCBI's taxonomy places the organism in Eukaryota, Metazoa, Arthropoda, Arachnida, Sarcoptiformes, Oppiidae. The record is from the annotation of a GenBank genome assembly.